AAUAAUGUCAAUAUAUUGACAUUUGUCUGCAUUAGGUAUACAAAAGACAUCUAUUACUUGAAUGAGUGGUCAAAGCGUGGAAGUGGUGGACACAGUAGUCUUCAAACUGUAUACAAAAAACUAAAAUAUGAUGAAAACUACCGGUGCUUAUAGUUAACAAAGUUGAUGACAGAUGACGUGCUAUUGGAUGUGUUCACAAGUGAUGCCAUUGUGUUGACAGCGAUUGUGAUAAAAAUGGCGGUACUUUUGCCACAAAUUGUGGCCGACGUGUGAAACGCCGGCAACCGAUCGGACACUUCAAUGAAUCACUGAUUCUGGACAUCACUUAACUCUUCAACUAUUACUGACUGUUGACUUUGGUUAUCACAUAAUCAGUAGUCAUGUCUUCAGACGAGAACAGCAGUGAUACAGACGACUCGUUUGAGACGAAAAUAAAACCAUCGGCUAAAACAAAGAAGAAGAAGGAUUGCGGAAAGUUAUCCAUUGAAAGGAUAUACCAGAAGAAGACUCAGUUGGAACACAUCCUUCUCAGACCUGAUACUUACAUCGGUUCCGUCGAGAAGGAGACAAAGCAAAUGUGGGUCUUUGAUGAAGAACAAGGGAUGCAAUUGAAAGAGAUUUCAUACGUUCCCGGAAUUUACAAGAUAUUUGAUGAAGUGUUGGUCAAUGCGGCCGAUAAUAAACAACGAGACAAAGGCAUGAAUUGCAUUCGCGUUGAUAUUGAUCCUGAGAAAAAUGAAAUAACAAUUUUCAAUAACGGAAAAGGCAUUCCUGUGAUUGAACACAAAGAAGAGAAAAUGUUUGUUCCGACCCUUAUAUUCGGUCAUUUGCUGACCUCAUCCAACUAUGAUGACAACGAAAAGAAAGUGGUCGGCGGUCGCAACGGUUAUGGAGCCAAACUGUGCAAUAUAUUUAGUACCAAAUUUAAAGUGGAAACGAGUUUUAAAGAGUAUAAGAAGGCAUUCUCUCAGAUCUGGACGGAUAACAUGAUGAACACAAAAGACCCAAAAAUAACGACGUCUUCGGGAGAAGAUUUCACACGAAUCACAUUUUCUCCGGAUCUCUCAAAGUUCGGAAUGACUCAACUCGACAAAGAUAUCGUUGCUUUGUUCUCUCGACGGGCUUAUGACGUGGCCGGCAGUACUAAAGGUGUUAAAGUAUUUUUAAAUGGUAAACGACUUCCAGUUAUGGGCUUUAAAGACUAUGUCGAACAGUUCAUUAAAGACAAAGAAGAUGAUACUGGAAAUCCAUUGAAGAUGGCGUACGAACAGGUGAGCGACCGAUGGGAGAUUGCCUGCACUGUCAGCGAUAAAGGAUUACAACAAAUUAGUUUUGUCAACAGUAUUGCCACCACAAGAGGUGGUAAACAUAUUGAUUAUAUUGCCGAUCAAAUUGUGCACAAAAUGGUUGAUAUUAUUAAAAAGAAAAACAAAGCCGGAAUUAAUAUCAAACCGUUUCAAAUUAAAAAUCAUUUGUGGAUUUUUGUCAAUUGUCUCAUUGAAAACCCGACAUUUGAUUCGCAAACCAAAGAGACAAUGACUUUACAACAAAAGAGUUUUGGUUCCAAAUGUGUUCCUUCAGAUAAAUUCUUUAAUGCUGUCAAUAAAACAGGAAUCGUUGAGUCAGUGAUGACUUGGGUUCGAUUCAAAGCACAGACUGAACUUUCCAAACAAUGUCACUCAAAAAAACAGUCAAAAUUGAAAGGUAUUCCCAAACUGGAAGACGCCAACGAUGCCGGAACUAAACACUCAAUUGAUUGUACAUUAAUUCUCACUGAAGGAGAUUCAGCAAAAUCUUUAGUUGUCGCAGGUCUGGGAGUUAUAGGUCGCGACAAAUACGGUGUAUUUCCUCUAAGAGGAAAAAUGCUUAAUGUUAGAGAAGCGACUCAUAAACAAAUUCUGGAGAAUCAAGAAAUCAAUAAUUUGAUUAAGAUUUUAGGUCUUCAGUAUAAAAAACAAUACGCAAGUAUUGAUGAUUUGAAAACAUUACGUUACGGCAAAUUGAUGAUAAUGACUGAUCAGGAUCAAGACGGGUCACAUAUUAAAGGUCUACUCAUUAAUUUUAUUCAUCACAAUUGGCCAAAACUUCUUGAGCUAAACUUUUUAGAGGAAUUUAUUACUCCAAUUGUCAAAGUGUCAAAAGGUAGUGAAGUCAAGUCUUUUUAUAGUUUACCAGAAUUUGAAGAAUGGAAGAAAGAAACGUCUAAUUGGAAUAAUUGGAAAAUCAAAUACUAUAAGGGUUUGGGCACUUCCACUGCCAAUGAGGCUAAAGAAUACUUUUCAGAUAUGAUAAGACAUAGAAUUAAAUUCAAAUAUUCCGGUACUGAUGAUGACUUAGCAGUUAAGUUGGCAUUCAGUAAGAAAUUGGUUGAACAGCGAAAGGAUUGGCUAACAAAUAGUAUGGAAGAGAGAAAAAAGAGACGAGAGUUAGGUUUACCCGAAGUUUACUUAUAUGAGAGCAAUACUAGAAGUGUUUCAUAUAAAGACUUCGUCAACAAAGAGCUGAUUUUAUUUAGUAAUAUGGAUAACGAGCGAUCCAUUCCUUCAUUAAUGGAUGGCCUUAAACCAGGACAAAGAAAAGUGUUGUUUACAUGUUUUAAAAGAAAUGACAAACGAGAGGUUAAAGUGGCACAACUGGCCGGUAGUGUUGGUGAGCACAGUGCCUAUCAUCACGGAGAAGCAUCACUCAUGUCAACCAUUAUAAACUUAGCGCAAAACUUUGUCGGCAGUAAUAACAUUAAUCUUUUGCAACCAAUUGGACAAUUUGGUACUCGUCUGCAGGGAGGCAAAGAUGCCGCCAGUCCUCGAUAUAUCUUUACAAUGUUGAGUCCAUUGGCUCGUAAAAUAUUCCCAGCAUUAGACGAUCCGCUACUUAAUACUCUUAUGGAUGACAAUCUUAAGAUUGAACCCGAAUAUUAUGUACCGAUUUUGCCAAUGGUUUUAGUGAAUGGCGCUGAAGGUAUCGGAACGGGUUGGAGCACUAAGAUUCCGAAUUACAAUCCAAGAGAAAUUGUUCAAAACUUAAGAAGAAUGAUUAGAGGAGAAUCAACUGAAACAAUGCAGCCGUGGUUUAAAAAUUUUCGCGGAAAUAUUAUUCAAAUUGAUUCACAAAAAUAUGUUAUUAAUGGAGAGGUUGGCAUUUUGAAUGAUAAAUCAUUUGAGAUAACAGAGCUUCCGGUUAGGGUAUGGACUCAAACAUAUAAAGAAUCGACUUUAGAGGUAUUACUUCACGGAACUGAGAAAACUCCAUCAUUUAUAAAUGAAUACAAAGAAUAUCACACGGAAUCGACUGUUAAAUUUAUAGUCAAUCUUUUGGAAGCGAAUCUUAAAAAAUCAUUGGACACCGGAAUUCACAAGACAUUUAAAUUACAAUCAACACUAUCUACUACAUCAAUGGUGUUGUUUGAUCACAAUGGAUGUCUUAAGCGUUACGAUUCACCAGAAGAGAUAAUUGAAGAAUACUUUCCGGUUAGACUUGAAUUUUAUGCAAAACGAAAAGCUUAUUAUGAAGGAAAACUCGAAGCCGAAGCUCUAAAGUUGGAAAAUAUGGCCAAAUUUAUACUCGAGAAGAAUGAUGGAACCAUUCGAUUAGAAAACAUUAAGAAAAAAGAUUUUAUUCGACAAUUAAUUGAUAAACGAUAUGAUUCAGAUCCAGUGAAAAGCUGGGAAAAGAAAUACAAAGACGGCGACGACGCCGAACCAAGUGAUGAUGAAAACGACUAUUUUUCAUAUGAUGACAGAAAUGAUGACACAUUAAAGAAGUAUAACUACGACUACUUGUUUGAUAUGAAAAUGAGUUCAAUGUUGAGGGAAAACAUAGAACGACUACUUAAAGAAAGAGAUACCAAAAAACAAGAAUUAGAAGAUUUAAAGAGAAUGACUGCUGAAAUGCUUUGGGAAAAAGAUUUGACAGACUUUUUAGAAGAAUUAGAUCGAGUCGAAGACAAUGAACGACAGGUCUCGUCGAAACCUAUAAAGUCGGCCAAAUCGGGAACAAAUAAGUCAAGAGGUGGUACCACAAAAUCAACCUCAAGACUCAGCUAUGAAGCCAAACCUUCAGAUUUUGCCGAAAGAAUUGAACCAAAAAUUGAUUUCGAGAUCUAUAAGAAAAGUGAUAAAGCAAUUAAAAAAGCAAUUGAAAAGAAAAAGACAAACAAUGAAAAAGACAGCGAAAGUGAUGACGACUUGGGACGAUCCCUAUCAGAGAGAAUCGGCGUUUCGCCACAAAUUAUUGAUGAAAAGAGAGGUAAAAGUAAAACCAUUAAAUCAUCACUUAUUACUGAUUUAAGUGAAGAUCUCAACAAUGAAAAGCCGAUUAAGAAGAAACAAACGAAAAAGAGUGAGAAGAAUGAGAAGAGUGAGACAAAUAAGAAGAAGAAGAAAGGAGAAGACAAGAAAAAGAAAAAGAAGAGUCCGUGGUCUGACUCAGAGUCUGAUGACGAACAAGAUUAUGAUUUCCAUGAAGACAGUGAUGAUGAAGAUAAAAGUGAAUACAUACCUUCUAAUACUAGUACUCGCAUUGUCUCUAAACCAAAAACAAUAACCGAAGACAUAAAUAAAGAAGAUUUUGUUUCAUUGAAUUCAAUCAGUGAUCAAAAGAAAGAAGAGUUAAAAAAUACAAUCAUUAAGAAGAGUGCUUUUGUGGACAGCGAUGACGACUUGUUUAGCACUUCAACCACUAAAACAGUUUCUAACAAAAGGACGAGUGAAGAACUCUUUGACUCACUUUUUACCAAAAAUGAUAAAUUAAAUGAUAAUCAAAAUGGUAUUAAAGAAUCUAAAAAUGGAAUUAAUAACAAUCAUAUCGAUAGCGAUGAUAGCUAUGAGAGAGAAAAUGACAAAAAACAAGAAUUGGAGACAAUAUUUGAAAAUAAACCGACGAAGGCGUCGAAGAAAGCUUUUGAUUCUGAUUCAGAUAAAGAGUUUGAAUUAGAUUUGGAAACCAAACCUAAACUAAAAGCCACGAAAGCUUCGAAAAAAGCUUAUGAUUCUGAUAACGAUUCGUCAAAAUCUAAGCCAAAAAACAAUAAAAAGGCGUCAAAAUCUAAAAAGAAGAAGAAAACAACAGAUACUGAAGAAUCGGAAGAAGAGAAACCGAAAAAGAAAAAGUCCAAAAAGGGUGUCGAAAUGAUAGAUGGUUUUGAAAUACCUCCCGAAUUAAGAGAAAAGUCAGGUCGAGUGCGACAACCCGUUAAAUAUAAUUUCGGUGACGACUCCGAUGAUUAAACCAUACAAUAAUAAUAUAUUAAUAAUUCUUUUAAUAUAAACUUUUGUACUGCAAAUACUACUUUUUAAAAAAUUUUAAGUUUAUUUUUAUUCAUUUU
This is a messenger RNA of Oppia nitens, 5323 nucleotides long. RefSeq names its product DNA topoisomerase 2-alpha-like. Lineage: Eukaryota; Metazoa; Arthropoda; Arachnida; Sarcoptiformes; Oppiidae. Gene Ontology annotation, cellular component: nucleus. Gene Ontology annotation, molecular function: DNA topoisomerase type II (double strand cut, ATP-hydrolyzing) activity; DNA binding; ATP binding. Bases 381 to 5225 code for a protein of 1614 amino acids. The record is from RefSeq and is a predicted model, not a curated record. The transcript has 4 exons. Gene Ontology annotation, biological process: sister chromatid segregation; DNA topological change; resolution of meiotic recombination intermediates.